AGUGACAAAGGCUGACUUUGCCUGUGAUGCUCAUGACAAAAUGAAACAUAGGCAUAUUUUGAAUUCCUUUGAGAAGCUGACCCACCCUUUAGAAAAUUUUUUUAAAAAUCGAUCAAAUAAUAAACACUAGAAUUAAGCACUCAAAAACAAAUGCAGUAUCUUACCCAGAAUUUAAUUCUUCCCAUUUUCCAAUAUCUUUCAUCGUCUUCACCUCACAAUAACCAAGUGGUCCCUUGCAAAUGCUUGAGCAAUAUGGCUGCAUUUCAGUUUCCAAUAUAGUUUGGGGUUGCUUUACCUUGAUAACUUUUCAGUCUUUCUAAUGUAUAUUAUCUCAAAGCUGCCCCCAUUCCACCACCUCUCCACUCUCCUGUUUUCUUUUCUUGAUGUUACAUGUUACAUUGCAACUCUCCUUCUUGCCCUAUAACCACGUCCUUUCUUCAGUGACUUCUUGCCCUUGAUAGCUACACUUCUGUUCCCAGAGUCUCUCAGGUUCCAGAGAGUCACAAACUGUAUUUGACAGGGGUUACACCGUGUUCCCAGGGGUGACUCUCUGCUCCUAGCAGUGACAAACUUUACUCCAGGUGAUCACAUUCUCUGGUCUCCAGAGGUUUCUCUCUCUUUUUCCACUUUGCCCCUCAGGGUCACGUUCUGGCUUCUUGUGUGUCAAAAACGUUACUGUCGGAGGUUUCACAACCUGUUUCUAAUGGGGUAAAUCUCAGUUCUCAGGAAUUACAUUCUGUUGAUCAUUACCUGCAUCUUGCCAACUUGUCGGUCUCCCAACUUCGAGUCUCUCUCUUCCCCGCUUGCAAAGAGCUCCCAAAUCCUUUUCCCAAUUGCUCCAAAAGCUCUGUCCCUCGACAUACUUAGCUCCAAAAAGCAACUCUCAAUAAACUCCAUCCCAGACUUCCCUAUAUUUCAGGUCCCUCACUACUACCCUAUUUAACUGUAUAGCUGGGCUCCUGCAGAAUGCUUCGGCCUUUGCAUCUUUCCCAGUGCUCAACUGUCUGAAAGCAGAAAAGACAGAACUGAUGGAUUUUUGGAUCAAAUGAUCUUUCAAUUGUGAAAACUUUCACAAUAAGUGCACACAUUUUUACUAUAGAUUGACAAUUGAUGUCACGAUGAAGGAGAAACAAACCCGGGGCAUCACGGAGCAUUUACAAUAGGACAUAAUUCUUUAUGUAAACCAGGAUACAAAUAAGUCAAUGGGUAUUUUCUGAAAUGUGACUUCUGAAUGCUUAAUGUGCUUCGCCCAAAUUCCAUUUUAAUGAGGCUUUUAAAUUUGGUUGGUUAGUACCAUUGUAAAAAUAGCAUAUAGAGAAAUGUAGUGAGGGCUGUUUUUAUUUGAACUUGACCAGUUGAAAGGCCAACUUGGACAAGGAUCAUCAAAGAGUCAUUGUUAUUGAUUUAAAUCUAUGGCUUAAUUCAUUGUUGAACUUAGCUGAUCUAACAAAACAGUGUGAGGAUUUCCGAGAAGUAAGGAAGGUGCAGGAUUGUCGAGGGACAGAUGGAAAGAUCGCUGCUGCAAACACAGGGCUUCUUAGAGAUCAGGAACAGCACCCAGAGCGGGCUCUUGAUCAUUGGAAACGUUCCAGAGAAAUACUCUGAGCUGCAAGUUACUCUCAGCCCAUCAUCCAUAUGUCUUUGUACUGGAGGGCAGCGCAUCAACCUAGAUUUGCCAGUAGGGGUCAGAAUUGUUCCUCCCUCCUGCCGCAAUCUCCACUACGUCGCAGGAGAUGGAUUCCACAUGAGGCUGCAAGUUCAGAUUAAUCAACCUGCAGAGCUGGUACCAACUGUCAUCGAAACUUUGCAAGCCCAGACAUCCUAUAACUUUCAGUGCCAAACCUGUGGACAAUCCGUGCUCAAGAGGCAGAUGUUUCAGAGAGUUUUACCGUUGCCUAGUGGAAAUUGGACUGAUUUGGUGGAGCACUGGUGCUGUCAUCCUGAUCCAUUUGCCAAGGCCUUACAACCGAGGUUGGAUGAUUGUUUAUUAGGCGACACUUUCCUACUUGUCAGUGUGGCGAGCAUUGAUAAGACUGCAGUGCAUGAAGAGCCAGCAGGGCAGUCAAAUGUCAAGCAGGAUGCAGUUCACAGUGGAACCCAUGAGGUGCAGAUGGAAAGUGAAAAUAACACAAUAGUUUGCACUCGCUGUAGAAAGUUGCUGGGAAUUGUGACUUCAUCAGAUACCAUUAAAUUUUAUAUCACUGAGGUACUGGUCCAACCUUUGAUAAAUAAGACUUUGAACAGACAGAUACAUGAAAGAUCUUGGUUUGUGGAGACUGUGAUUGCUGGCCGGCUGAAGGAGUUAUCAUCUGCUCAGUGUAGCUUCAGAUUCUGUAUUCAAGGGCACAAUGGUAAAACCUAUAUUCUGCUCUGGCUUUUGAAUUCUGAUAGCCUGCUGGUGAGAUCACACGAUGACGUAAAAAGUGAUUUUGCUGGAGUUGACAAGAAGGCUGUAAAGCCAGAGUCAUCUCACAAAUUUUGUGAGGGAAGCAACGCCAUCAAAGUACUAUAUCAGCCCUGUUUAAAUGGCAGAAACAAAAUGGCAGAAGACAAGUGGGAGAAGAAUAUUUCUGUGCACUGCAUGACCCUUCCAGUGAGCACCUGCCUGCAGUUGUUACUCAUCCUAGCUUCAUCAACUGCCUUUCUCCCUCCUUCACUACAGAACAUGAACUCUUUCAAGGUAGCAUUUUUGAAACUGGAUUGAUCAGUCAUUCCCAGAUUGGAGGAGUACUUGGACUAGAGAGAAAAAAUCUUCCUAACUGUGAAAUAAUUGGAGAAUGAUGAAGAUCAGUUGACAAAAGUACUAUUUAUAAAAACGUGAAUGUCAUAUAAUGAGCCAUGUGGCCAACUUUGAUGAGGGAAAUAUAAUGUCUGCAGGCAGCGGCUCAUCAAGACAAAAUGUAACUUCCGGUUUCCUAUCCGGGGAUCAGCAAACCAUAAAUUGCUUACCAGAAUAAAUCUUUUAAUCCCACUGAAA
Stegostoma tigrinum is the source of this 2977-nucleotide messenger RNA. RefSeq names its product ubiquitin protein ligase E3D (gene ube3d). Gene Ontology annotation, cellular component: cytosol; nucleus; ubiquitin ligase complex. Lineage: Eukaryota; Metazoa; Chordata; Chondrichthyes; Orectolobiformes; Stegostomatidae. The record is from RefSeq and is a predicted model, not a curated record. Gene Ontology annotation, biological process: protein polyubiquitination; protein autoubiquitination; protein monoubiquitination. The coding region runs from base 1505 to 2704 and encodes 399 amino acids. The transcript is spliced from 11 exons. Gene Ontology annotation, molecular function: ubiquitin protein ligase activity; cyclin binding; ubiquitin conjugating enzyme binding.